Molecule: messenger RNA, 1599 nt
Organism: Ectocarpus sp. CCAP 1310/34
Lineage: Eukaryota; Phaeophyceae; Ectocarpales; Ectocarpaceae
Source: the annotation of a GenBank genome assembly
AUGGCCCACUCUCCCCCCUCUGAACAUUUUUCAUCCCAGGCCACGGUCCUCGGUUUGUUCGCCUUGGAUCCUGUUCUCGUGGAGGCGCGGGAAACACUGCAGCCGGAGCGCGUCAACUUCGUUCAGCCAUCACCCGAACAACCCCGACGCGCGCCGACCCCUCCGGCCCGCCCACCUGCUGUGGAACCCCUUCAAGGGGUCAUCGGCCUCUUAACCGAAGAGGCCGACAGCACGCUGGCGCACACGUUUUUGAAGCAGGAGCGACAAUCCGACAACGUCCGCAUGGGCUUUCACAUGCUGAGGGGACGCCAGCCCCAGCUCAUCAGUACGUUCACGUCGGGCAUAAUCGACAUGGCCACCAGUCUAACUGCUGGUGCCAGUAUUGUCCCUUCGCACCCUGUGGCCGCCGACACCGUAGCCCUCGCCAUCAUCAACUUGGCAAGGUUUGUGGCGAGCACUGCAGAGGAGGGGAAAGCGGAUGGCGACCGCGAUCUGCUCGCCCUGGUGUGCCUGCUCAUGGCCCAAAAGUUAGAGGAUAACGGGUCGGACAGUCCGGACAGUCUCCUCGCUGCGAUGCUGGCUGUGAGCAAGGUGUGGGGUCCCGACCACACGGCAACGAAAAAGCGCGCUGCCAAGCUUAAGGUAAAGCUUAAAGACAAGGCGUGCGCCAGCCUCAAGUGGGCGCUGUACGCCGUGACGCCUACGACGUUUGGUCACCUGUUCCUUGCCCGUGCGUUGUCGGAGGGCGCUCUCACCGGAGGGCACUCUGAAGUCAGGGAGCUCACGACGGUAAUGGAUGCAGUCAACGCUGCUGGUGUCGGGCCGACGAUAGAGGGACUGACGCAGGGCAGCGGUAGAAAUGACUCUGACACCGAGGGUCCCACGCCGCCGUCUACAAGAGAGCCGGGAGAGGCUCAUGAGGGGUUCUUUGCAGACGACCAGCAGCCGGGCCGUCUCCAGGAGCGGAAACACCUCGUCGUCCGACCGACAGAUAUGGAUAAGCCAGAGAGCGGUUCCGGGAAAAGCACAAUGUCCUCGAUCCGCAGCAUCAUCGGGGAACGGACUCCGUGUACGAGUGGUGGGAUGACGGCACCGUCCCCCGAGUUCGCCAGGGCUUCGCGCUCCUCUCCGAUGUUGUUGGAUGGCCACCACACCACGGCAAUGAGCGCCGGCGCCUUGCCCUCUCCUUCCGAGACACUCUCGGGGUCUUGGGCCACGCUCGCGGUAACGACGUCGAGAUUUCGACAGGCACGCCACCCAGCGCGGGCUUCGCCACCUACAUUGAUAACAGGAAGCACCCAACCGGCGGCAGCGCGUAUAUCACCAUCUCAUGGGCAAGCAGAACCUUACCCACCGGGAGCAACGGCCAGAAUGACAUGGGUGGGACUCAAUGAAGCCCCCCUCGAGAUCAUCGGUGGCGAUGAUGGCGGUAGCGAUGACAUUUCGGACGACAAUGAUGCCCUCUGUCUGCCUCAGGUGAAUGUGAUGCCCCGGAACAACAGCAUCAACGAGGUUGCGGAGUGGGGUGUUGGUGUAGAGAUGACGAUGGAAGAAGCGGGAGAGUUGUUGCUGCAACAGAGACCUCACCUGUCCGAGUGA